GAAACCUCAAAAACCCAACUCCUCCGCCGGCCAUUGCUAGCUACGCCUCUCUCCGGCAAGCUAAGCCUCGCAGACAAAGAAAGAGAAGAAGCUCAAGCUACGCGAUGGGGCGGUCGCCGUGCUGCGACGGGGAGGCGGGCGUGAAGAAGGGCCCGUGGACGCCCGAGGAGGACAAGCUGCUGGUGGACUACAUCCAGGAGAAGGGCCACGGCAGCUGGCGCCGCCUGCCCAAGCUCGCCGGCCUCAACCGCUGCGGCAAGAGCUGCCGCCUCCGCUGGACCAACUACCUCCGCCCCGACAUCAAGCGCGGCCGCUUCACCGAAGACGAGGAGAAGCUCAUCAUCCACCUCCACUCCCUCCUCGGCAACAAGUGGUCGUCGAUUGCUACGAAGCUGCCGGGGAGGACGGACAACGAGAUCAAGAACUACUGGAACACGCACCUGCGCAAGAAGCUGCUCGGCAUGGGCAUCGACCCCGUCACGCACCGCCCGCGCACCGACCUCAGCCUGCUCGCCGGGCUCCCGGGCCUCCUCGCGGCAGCCGGUAACUUCGGCGGCGCCGGCUCGGCCACGGGCGCUUGGGACAUGAACGCGCUCAGGCUGCAGGCCGACGCCGCCAAGUUCCAGCUGCUUCAGGGGCUCGUGCGCGCGCUCACCACCGCCGCCGUGCCCGCGCUCGCGCCCGGCAUGGACAACCUCAUGGCACUCCUCGCCGCCAGUAACGGCGGGCAGAACGGCGCCGGCGGAGUCGACCAGAGCAUGCUGCUGCAGCAGUGCCAGUGGGACGGCAUGAAUAACCUACCGGCGCUGACCAACUCCGCGCCGGCGAGCGGCAUGCACAACAUCAGCGGCAUGUUCGACAGCUUCGGCGCCGGGGACGGGCUGAGCUCGACGGAGCUCGGGUGCCACGGCGGGGCGAGCGGGAGCAACGUGACCGUGGACGCGGUGGCGCCACCGCGCCCAAUGGUGGCCAACGACCGGGACUGCAACAACAAUGGCGGCGGCGGUGUGUCGUGCGAGCAGACGCCGGCGUCGAGCCCGUUCGACGGGCUGGAGAGCCUGAACCUGAUGGAUGACCUCAACACGGACGGUAGCUGGAAGGAUUUGCUAGACCAAAUGUCAUGGCUGAACUCAAGUGAGCUGUGAUGGGUAGAUAGAAGAGAUAUGAUCAAGGAUGCCAAAAAUAAUCAGGAGGAGACUGAGACUAUUAAUUCUUGGAUUGGAUGCACUUCGGUCGAUCAAUACCGAAGAUGUGAAGUUUGUUUGUUGAUAGGGGGGCAAAGGUGGUUUAGUCCACACUUUUAGUCAUGUACAAAAAAGAACAGAAGGACAUAUACAUAUAUGUACACACUCACAGCAAUUAAUGUUCAUUUUUGUUUAAUUAGUUUCUUUGUUGUUUCCUUUUUUUAUGAGGUGGGGAAUAUAUGUAAUAACUAGCUUGUGACAUAAAUUGAA
Molecule: messenger RNA, 1454 nt
Organism: Triticum dicoccoides
Lineage: Eukaryota; Viridiplantae; Streptophyta; Magnoliopsida; Poales; Poaceae
Product: transcription factor MYB53-like
Exons: 3
Coding region: 105-1145 (346 amino acids)
Source: RefSeq, a predicted model, not a curated record